UUUUGAUCACGACGAGAUGUUCCUGCCACUAGACAGAUGUUUGUGUGUCCGCGCAGCUGAAGCAGAUUUUCACGAACAGGACUUUCAAUCAUGUCAAUCUCUACAGAAUCGAUUGAAAAAAAGUAGAAGGAGGCACAGAUCUAGAAAUAGCAUAUAGACUAUAACUUGUCACCGUUGUACAACUACUUUUCAAGGGAUUACUCGUUCAACCUCAUCUAAUUUGUGGAAGCCGAAUCUAUCACGUAGUUUGCAGAAUCUAUUGUAUCAUCUCUUGUCAGUUUUCCCUGCUGCGGCACAACCUGGAUCCGUUUGUUCUUUAUUCUCUUUUCCUAAUUGUAAUUGGUAUCGAUCUUGGACGAUUCGACGUCGACCACGACCAGCAAAAUGGGUAAGACGAAGCGCACGAAAAAGUUUGCGUUGGUGAAGCGCAUGAUCUCCAAGCAUGACGACAGAACGAAGGCUCCAGAAGUACGGAAACAAGUGCUCGACAAACAGGAAAAGGAGAGCAAGAAGACCAAGGAAGUCGAACAGCUGCACUCCUCCCUUUUUUUCUCGUUUAACGAAAAUCUCGUACCUCCCUACCGGGUUCUGGUCGACACGAACUUCGUGAACUCAGCACUUCAGAACAAGGUGGACCUGUUCAAGGGCAUGAUGGAUUUGCUGCUAGCGAAGUGCAUCCCUUGCGUUACCGACUGCGUGUUGGCAGAACUGGAAAAAAUGGGCUCCAAAUAUCGAAUGGCUUUGCAGCUCGCCCGCGACCCCAGGUACUUACGUUUCUCAAUGGCUUUUCCUACUUCAUAAAAUCAAGUGCUACUUAUUGGAUAAUUUUUCCCACGAUAGCCAUGAUCAUCGUGAGAAAAGAUAUAUAAUUUCACUGGCAUGAUCCACUACAACAGGUUUGAGCGAUUGACCUGCACGCACAAGGGUACCUACGCCGACGACUGCCUCUGUGAGCGCGUGCACAAUCACAAGUGCUACUUGGUUGGAACAAACGAUGCAGACUUGAAAAGGAGAAUACGGAAGAUUCCUGGCGUGCCUAUUUUGCACUGCAAACGCGGUCAGUUUGGUAUUGAGCGCCUUCCGGGCCAUAUCUCUGUCGUACCCAAAACCUCUACAGCAGGAAAGAAAUAA
Amoebophrya sp. A120 is the source of this 1131-nucleotide messenger RNA. The record is from the annotation of a GenBank genome assembly. NCBI's taxonomy places the organism in Eukaryota, Dinophyceae, Syndiniales, Amoebophryaceae.